Cherax quadricarinatus is the source of this 181-nucleotide messenger RNA. The record is from RefSeq and is a predicted model, not a curated record. Lineage: Eukaryota; Metazoa; Arthropoda; Malacostraca; Decapoda; Parastacidae.
UUCCGAGGCUUCCGUGUGUAGAUCUAUGCUACCCGCUGUACGUUCCCGUGUGUGGCACAGAUGGGAGGACCUACAUUAAUUCCUGCUUCCUGGGAGUUGAAGCUUGCAAGAACUCUGACGAUAACCUGCGUGUUGACUAUAAUGGGAAAUGUGGUAAACUUUGAAGAGCAGAGAGUACAAG